ACAUGUCCUGUUAAUCAGAUAUCCAGCAAGGCUGCUGUAGUACUCAGGUGUGCCUGCAUCGCUCAGGGCCAUUGACAAGACACAAGAAGGCGUGGAACAGGUAUAAAGAGAGACAGCUAUGUCAACUCAUGUUCAGACCUGACGCAGCAGCUUUCUCUCUACAGCAAAAAGUCUCCUAGAUGGCGUACUCCACCAACACUCUCGCACAGGGCUGUUUUGGUAAGGUGUACAAGCAGAAGUACAAUGAUACUUGGGCUGCUGUAAAGAAGGUCCCCCAGCAGCUCAUCUGUCGGAAGGACCUGGAGAGAGAGUGUGAAGUGUACAACAAGGCAAAUCAUCCCAACAUAGUGAAACUCCUGGGAAACAUAACACUCCAAGACGGAAAAUGGAUCAUUCCUCUAGAGUUUAUCUUUGGAGAGGACUUAGAGACCACCAUAUUCAAAACAGCAAAGUCUAAAAUACAGAUGACUCCGGCUAAUAAAGGCACUAUCAUCGUCGGCAUGUGUGAAGGGCUGCUUCAUCUCCACUCCAAAGAUAUUGUCCAUCAAGACCUCAAGCCUGAAAACAUCAUGGUGGAGCAUAACACAAACAGAGCUGUCAUCAUCGAUCUGGGACUGGCCAAGUUUUUCCGGCAUGGUCUCAACUCUGCCAUAGACAUGGGGAACGAGGCCUACUCGGCCCCUGAGGUGCUGCAAAGGUGCAGCCAGCGGGACCAGCGCUCAGACGUGUGGGCCAUGGGUAAGAUCAUUGCUGAGCUCUGUGCCCGGAUUCGGCUGUACACGCCCAGCGUCUGUCCAGCCAAGAUCAAGGAGACCCUGCAGGAUCAGCCGUACUGCCACGCUGUGUGUAGGAUGGUGGAGCCUGACCCUACUCUGAGGGCUUCCAUAGCAGGGGUCAUAAGUGAGAUACGAAAGGCCGCAGAUGCAGGCAGCGUCACCACUACAGCUGUUCAAAAAGACCAACUUAAGCCACCUGCACCACAGAUUAAUGUCCAAAACAGGGAUCCAUCACCAGUGAACAGAGGAGCAUCUCCACUGAACAGGGAUCCAUCACCAGUGAACAGAGGAGCAUCUCCGCUGAACAGGGAUCCAUUACCAGUGAACAGAGGAGCAUCUCCGCUGAACAGGGAUCCAUUACCAGUAAACAGAGGAGCAGCUCUGCUGAACAGGGAUCCAUUACCAGUGAACAGAGGAGCAUCUCCGCUGAACAGGGAUCCAUUACCAGUGAACAGAGGAGCAUCUCCGCUGAACAGGGAUCCAUUGCCAGUGAACAGAGGAGCAGCUCUGCUGAACAGGGAUCCAUCACCAGUGAACAGAGGAGCAUCUCCACUGAACAGGGAACCAUUACCGUUUAAUAGGGAUCCGGUACCAUUAAACAGAACUCCUUCACCCUUUAACCAAGAUCCAUCACCACUCAACAAGUUUCCGUCACCGCUGAAAUGGGAGCGUUCACCCAGACCAGACAUAAAAGUUUUUUAUCCUGAUGGUAAACAGCAUCUCUCCCCUCCCACUCAGAUGACAGAGGACAAGAGCAAAAACCAGGCUCUGGUGCCAAUGGGCGGAGCCGACCUCACGCAAGACUUCAUGAAAAUGAGGUUUUUCCAGGAGGCUGCCAGGGAUCUGCCCUGCAACCUUCCCACAACAGGGAGGGUGGUGAUGCGCCGCUUUGAGGAGAAAAAUGGGGAGAUGGGGACAUGGGAGCAGAAGGAGGUGGUGACUCGUGAUGGGAAGAUAGUGAAGUUUGACGAUGUCAAGUUUAAUAGCAAGUAGGCUAAGAAUGAGAGUUCAAGGAUUUGUUAUUCGGCAGAUACUUAAAAAUGAUUGCAAUGGUUAGUUUAGUGUCACUUAGCUUUUGUUAUCUUUCCACUGAGCUAAAGAGUAAAUUGAGAUAAAGCUAUGGUAGGCACCUGCUUCUGCCACAGAUACAAUGGACCUGUCACAAAAAAAUGCGGUAUGGUAGUGUGAAGCGGUAAUGAGAGACUUCUUGAAAAUGAAAUGGGUUUGGUUGUGUUGAAACACGAUAAUCAGGAAUUUGAUUGAGCUUCUAAUUUACUUGCCAAGAGAGAAUCUGCUUGCACGAACAACCAUCUGUGAAUGUUUUUCAGCAUCUGAAUGUAUCAGACUGUAUGAGCCGUGAACGUGGCUCAUACAGUUAUCUUAUCUUAUCUACAUUAUCUUUAUUUAUGUAUAUAAAUACAUUCUGAAAUAUC
Molecule: messenger RNA, 2209 nt
Organism: Micropterus salmoides (largemouth bass)
Lineage: Eukaryota; Metazoa; Chordata; Actinopteri; Centrarchiformes; Centrarchidae
Product: serine/threonine-protein kinase Chk1
Exons: 6
Coding region: 180-1769 (529 amino acids)
Biological process (GO): protein autophosphorylation; autophagy; peptidyl-serine phosphorylation
Cellular component (GO): autophagosome; cytoplasm
Molecular function (GO): protein serine/threonine kinase activity; ATP binding
Source: RefSeq, a predicted model, not a curated record